AUGCCCGUGUUGUUUGCUCUGGUGUUGGCCCUAACGGCAGUCACAGCCGUCCCGAGAAACCCGGAGAGGAUUGUCGGAGGCUCAGUUACGACCAUCUAUAACUAUCCUGAGAUAGCGUCCUUGUUGUUCUCCUGGGGCAACGAAGGCCACUUCCAAGUUUGUGGAGGAACAAUUCUGAACAAUAGAGCAAUGCUCACUGCUGCUCACUGUACUAUUGGUUAUGCAGCUGUAAGAUGGCGCAGCCGUGUUGGAUCCACCAACGCAAAUUCCGGGGGUGUCGUUAUUAAUAGUGCCUCGAUAAUCAAUCACCCGAACUACAAUCGUGUCACUUUCGAUAACGAUAUAGCCAUCAUCCGUCUGGCCAGUAUCAUUCAUUUCACUAUGGCUAUCCAACCUGGAAGCUUUGCUGGCGCCGCCUAUCACCUUGGAGACAACCAAGUAGUUUGGGCUGCUGGCUGGGGAACUACUUCUGCAGGAGGUCAAUCAUCUGAACAAUUAAGACACGUGCAAAUAUGGACCAUUAACCAGGCGACCUGCAGAAAUCGUUAUGCCUCAGUCGGCAAUACUAUUACCGACAACAUGCUGUGUUCUGGCUGGCUCGACAUCGGGGGCCGCGACCAGUGCCAGGGUGACUCCGGUGGUCCGUUGUACCACAACAGAGUCGUCGUCGGCGUCUGCUCUUGGGGCCGAGGCUGUGCUCAAGCUUUCUUCCCUGGUGUCAAUACUCGUGUUGCUCGUUACAUUAGCUGGAUUCUUAACAAUGCAUAA
Chilo suppressalis (striped riceborer) is the source of this 768-nucleotide messenger RNA. Lineage: Eukaryota; Metazoa; Arthropoda; Insecta; Lepidoptera; Crambidae. The record is from the annotation of a GenBank genome assembly.